This is a messenger RNA of Podarcis lilfordi (Lilford's wall lizard), 3850 nucleotides long. The record is from the annotation of a GenBank genome assembly. NCBI's taxonomy places the organism in Eukaryota, Metazoa, Chordata, Lepidosauria, Squamata, Lacertidae.
GUGUGUGUAUUACGUCUGUGAUCUUUGCUGUCUAUUUCGUAGUUUCUUCAGCUUGUAACCCUCCUUCUGCAUAGCAAUAUAGAAAGGCAGUAUACAAAUUAAAAGCGAAAUGAAAUAUGGAAAUGAAGCGGUGUUACUGCCCGAAAACUAUCCCAUAAGGAAAUGCACCGAAAAAGCUUUCCUUUCUUACAAUACAUUCUCAUUUUCUGAUGUCUCCCAUAAGAGUGCAUUUCUCGACAUGUAAUAGAAUAUGUCUGUAAGCAAAGCCACAGCCAUUCCUUUUCUCCUCCUCAGAUGCCGAGCGUUGCACCAAAUGUCCAGAAGAACAAUAUCCAAACAAGGACCGAGAUCACUGCAUUCCGAGGAUUAUCACCUUCCUAUCAUAUAAACAAUAUCUGGGGAUUCUCCUGACUUCUUUGGCUCUCUUCCUGUCCUUAACCACAGGCUUUGUUGUAGGGAUCUUCAUUAAAUACAAGGAAACUCCCAUAGUCAAAGCCAACAACAGGGACCUCUCCUACAUCCUCCUUGUCUCCCUCCUGCUGUCCUUCUUGUCCUCCUUCCUCUUCAUUGGCCGUCCCAGGAAAGUCACCUGCCUCCUUCGACAAAUGGCCUUCAGCACCAUCUUCUCAGUUGCUGUAUCCUCUUUGCUGUCCAAAACCAUCAUGGUGGUGCUGGCCUUCCUGGCCACAAAGCCAGGGAACAGGGUGAGGAGAUGGUUAGGGAAAAGUCUGGCCAACUCCAUUGUCCUUUCCUGCUCCAGUGUCCAAAUGGUCAUUUGCAUCAUUUGGCUGUGUAUCUCUCCCCCAUUCCCAGACUCUGACAAGCACUCCCAGGCUGGAGAGAUCACCCUGCAAUGCAAUGAGGGGUCUGUUGCCAUGUUUUAUGCUGCCCUGGGUUACAUGGGCUUCCUGGCUGCCAUCUGCUUCACGGUGGCUUUCCUGGCCAGGAAGCUGCCUGGGGCCUUCAAUGAAGCCAAGCUGAUCACCUUCAGCAUGCUGGUCUUCUGCAGCGUUUGGGUCUCCUUUGUGCCCACCUACCUGAGCACAAAGGGGAAAUACAUGGUAGCUGUGCAGAUCUUCUCUAUCUUGGCUUCUAGUGCUGGACUUCUGGGCUGCAUCUUCAUUCCCAAAUGCUACAUUCUUGUUCUGAGGCCUGAUCUGAACACAAAGGAACACCUGGCCACAAAAACUAAAGUUGUUGCCUGAUUAUUAACAUAUUUAUAACUGUUUUCCUCCACAGAGUUGCCUUGGGAAUGAUUGUAUCUCCUUAGAUAAUGUUUGCUCUUCAUUUUUCAUUCAUCUUGAAUGAUGAAAGGGAAUCAUUGAAUCACGUGCCUGGAGUGUUUCUGGACAAACAACUUUUAGGGAUAUCCCUACCUGUAGAGUUACACGUAGUGCAGCGUCCCUCUUCAUACAUAAUUAUCUUUCUCUACCAUAUCCAGUUUGUACUUUGACAUGACCCACCUUCCUUUCUUCCUGAAUUCAUAACCGAAGCCCAAAGAAUAACUUAGUGUAACUUGAAAUUCUGCUUCUAGUAUUAAAAAAAGCAACUGAAAAACGGAGUCUCACUUGAGUGUAUUAAUGCUUGAGGGAACCUCCAGAAGGCCCUUGGAGCUGGACCUCAGUAUCUGGUCUGGACGAUGGGUGUGGAGACGCUCCUUUAGAUAUUCAGGGCCAAUGUCAUUUAGGGUUUUCAAGGUCAGCUUCAACAAAUGAAUGUGACAGCUGUCUGUUUGGUGGGAGUGAGAGGGGCACCACGAUAGCUGGAGCCAGAGACAUGAUGGAGAAGAACCACCACUUGUAAGUAAGAAGGCAGAAGAGUGUGGUGUCAUGAAGGCCGGUUGAGCUUGGUGGUGUAGUCCGCAUUCACCCCCAUGGAGCAGACCUCUCACUUAUUUGCCCUGAGCUGCUGAAGAAGGACAGGAUGCACCCCUUUUGUCUCCCUCUCUUAUAUAGCACCAGCACUCAUAGACAUCCAAUGAAUCAGAAGGUUAGGAGAUUGAGAGCAAACAAAAUAUUGAAUCAUGCAGUACAUAGUUACUUCCCCCAAGUGCCAGUGGCUGGUGACCAGUGCCUGGCAAGGCUCAUUGCUUUCAUGCCGUGCUUGUGAGCUUCUCAGUAAUGUCUGAUUGGCCACUGUGUUGCAGGACUAGAUGGGAGUUUGGGCUAACCCAGCAGGGCUGUUCUUAGCAAAGUUCAAGCCAAACUCAUGCCCAAAAUGCAAGUGACUCAUGUUGCAGUUUGAAGCCACAUCUGCGAUUUCAUAGAAUCAUAGAAUCAUAAAGUUGGAAGAGACCAUAAGGGCCAUCGAGUCCAACCCCUGCCAAGCAGGAAACACCAUCAGAGCACUCCUGACAUAUGGUUGUCAAGCCUCUGCUUAAAGACCUCCAAAGAAGGAGACUCUACCACACUCCUUGGCAGCAAAUUCCACUGUCGAACAGCUCUUACUGUCAGGAAGUUCUUCCUAAUGUUUAGGUGGAAUCUUCUUUCUUGUAGUUUGGAUCCAUUGCUCCGUGUCUGCUUCUCUGGAGCAGCAGAAAACAACCUUUCUCCCUCCUCUAUGUGACAUCCUUUUAUAUAUUUGAACAUGGCUAUCAUAUCACCCCUUAACCUCCUCUUCUCCAGGCUAAACAUGCCCAGCUCCUUUAGCCGUUCCUCAUAAGGCAUCGUUUCCAGGCCUUUGACCAUUUUGGUUGCCCUCCUCUGGACACAUUCCAGUUUGUCAGUGUCCUUCUUGAACUGUGGUGCCCAGAACUGGACACAGUACUCCAGGUGAGGUCUGACCAGAGAAGAAUACAGUGGCACUAUUACUUCCCUUGAUCUAGAUGCUAUACUCCCAGAAUUGCAUUGGCUUUUUUAGCUGCCACGUCACACUGUUGGCUCAUGUCAAGUUUGUGGUCAACCAAGACUCCUAGAUCCUUUUCACAUGUACUGCUUUCAAGCCAGGUGUCACCCAUCUUGUAUUUGUGCCUCUCAUUUUUUUGCCCAAGUGCAAUACUUUACCUUUCUCCCUGUUAAAAUUCAUCUUGUUUGUUUUGGCCCAGUUCUCUAAUCUGUCAAGGUCGUUUUGAAGUGUGAUCCUGUCCUCUGGGGUGUUAGCCACCCCUCCCAGUUUGGUGUCAUCUGCAAAUUUGAUCAGGAUGCCCUUGAGUCCAUCAUCCAAGUCAUUGAUAAAGAUGUUGAAUAAGACCGGGCCCAAGACAGAACCCUGAUUUGGCGUAAACAUAUUUUCUGUCAGCUCUGUCAGUGCCCCUUGAACCAUGUAGUGAUCCCAAUAACUUUCUCCCCUUUCAAUUAUAAAAAUGAUAGUGAUUUAUUCUUCCCAAAGCUCAAGAGAGAUCUCUGGCAGUUGCCCAAACAUCAGAAGCCAAGGAAGCCUGAGGUUAUACGUAUCACACUGUGCUGGAGGGUGUUAACUUCUGAUUAUCUGGCUGUGUGGGAGAAAGGAGAAGUCAAAAUAGAGGUGUAGGAGGCCAAGCCAGAAUGACCUCCCUGCUGCGGCUUCUGCUGCUACCUCUGCUUCUAAUGCACCAUCAAGUCUUGACGCGCAUCGUAAAUUAAUAAUGCCGAGUUUUAAAGAAUAAAAGCUUUACUAAGUUAAAAUAAAUUUCUUCAUAAACAACAUGCUUCCAAACAGUUUGACACUCAGAUUACAUACUAACUCUGCUCACAUCUGAAGCAGAGAGACUGAUUUUUUACAGAGAGCACAAAAGAGAAACUGGCUACUAUGUCACAUGUCAGAGUCACCCAACAGUUAGCAGUUAGGCCUGAAUAACUUUAGUAGGCCCAAAUGACUGUGCAGUCCCAGCACUUCCCAGCCUGCUUUGCUGCUUCUGCUCUCAUGUGUCUUU